This is a messenger RNA of Hydractinia symbiolongicarpus, 852 nucleotides long. RefSeq names its product ethylmalonyl-CoA/methylmalonyl-CoA epimerase-like. The record is from RefSeq and is a predicted model, not a curated record. Gene Ontology annotation, molecular function: methylmalonyl-CoA epimerase activity. Gene Ontology annotation, biological process: L-methylmalonyl-CoA metabolic process. The coding region runs from base 31 to 537 and encodes 168 amino acids. The transcript has a single exon. Gene Ontology annotation, cellular component: mitochondrion. Lineage: Eukaryota; Metazoa; Cnidaria; Hydrozoa; Anthoathecata; Hydractiniidae.
UUAACAUAAGUAUCCUUUCGUCUAGAAAGAAUGAUAAGAAAUAUGUCAUUAACUUGCUUGAGUUUGAUAUUGAGGCAGUAUCGUGGCACAGCUCAGAAGUUUUUUUCAACUACAACAAGCUUACCAAAUACUUGGAAACUUGGGAAAUUAAAUCAUGUUGCUAUUGCAGUAGCAGAUUUGAAGAAGUCAACAAAGAUGUAUCGUGACGUGUUGGGUGCAAAGGUUAGUGAACCAGAGCCUCAACACAACCAUGGUGUGUACACUGUUUUUGUUGAGCUUGGUGAUACAAAAAUUGAACUUUUAUAUCCUUUGGGUGAUAAGAGUCCUAUUGAGAGUUUUUUAAAAAAGAACCCAGCUGGUGGUAUACAUCACAUUUGUCUUAAUGUAAGUGAUGUGCGAAAAGCAAUGAAAACUGCAAAAGAAAAUGGCAUUCGUGUACUUGACAAUGAACCGAAAAUUGGAGCUCAUGGAAAACCUGUUGUUUUUCUACAUCCAAAAGAUUGUGGUGGAGUUUUGACUGAAUUGGAAGAAGAAUAAAGAUUAUCUAUAUUCACAUGCUGUCUUGAAAUUGCAUGUUAUGUUUAAAAAACUUCUUUUAUCUAUGCUUUAGAAAAAUAAAAAGCAUAGGAUUUAUGAUAACAACAAAAUUAAAAAAAAAAAUAGAUUAAAAAACAGAAGAAUAGUGGCAAGGUUAUACACUUUUUGAAGUGCCUUUAAAUUUUUUAUUUAAUAUAAUACUAAGUUUCCACUUCUUGUGCAACAUAUGUAACACCAUUAUUUUUUAGAAUUUUUUCCCAUUCUGAAUUUGUUUUUGCUAUUGUGAAAAUAAUUUUUGAUUUAAAGGAUGCAGAA